Pelecanus crispus (Dalmatian pelican) is the source of this 158-nucleotide messenger RNA. The record is from RefSeq and is a predicted model, not a curated record. NCBI's taxonomy places the organism in Eukaryota, Metazoa, Chordata, Aves, Pelecaniformes, Pelecanidae.
UUGGCUGGGGAAGCGAUCAAGGGAUUGGAGGGUUUGGAGAGGAACCAGGAAUUAAAGCGCAGCUAACGAACCUUAUUCGAUCUAUACGAACCGUUAUGAGAGUGCCAUUAAUAGGAGUGAACUCAGUUACAAUCAUUCUCCUCCUGUUGUUUGGUUGA